Molecule: messenger RNA, 1098 nt
Organism: Ophidiomyces ophidiicola
Lineage: Eukaryota; Fungi; Ascomycota; Eurotiomycetes; Onygenales; Onygenaceae
Exons: 8
Coding region: 1-1098 (365 amino acids)
Source: RefSeq, a predicted model, not a curated record
AUGCGGAAUCCUCCUCCAGAAAUAAUAGCCACCUGGCCAAAGCCGAACUAUGUCAACCCCGAAUAUCAAGGCCCGCAGGUGGCCAUUGUGGGAAUCACUCUCUUGACUUUAUCUGUCAUUAUUGUGUGCCUGCGGAUGUAUGUGCGAAUCUGGAUGAGACGGUCAGCUUCAUGGGAUGAUUGGCUCAUGGUCUCUGUGAUGCCUGUCGUGGUCGCUGCAACAGUUGUGAGCAUCGUCGCUACACAUUACGGAUGGGGAAUUCAUAUAUGGGAUAACAAAAAAGAAUGGCUCCGACCGUCGAGGAAAUUGAGCUGGGCAAGCCAGGUGCUUUAUAUUACUAUCAUGCUGCUGGUUAAAUCCUCGAUUCUUACCUCCUACCUUCGCUUCUUCACUUCCAAGCCGUAUAGAGUCGCAACCUAUGUGAUGCUGGGUGUCCUAGUAGCCUGGUGGACAUCAUAUGCUUUUGCUUUAUUUUUCAACUGCAGGCCUCUCCGGGAUUAUUGGGACGCCCCGCGGGACGCUAAAUGUGUUGAUGAGCUGGGAAAGAUGUUUUCUGCAUCAAUAACGAAUUUUGUUACGGAUUUGAUAGUGCUCAUUCUACCAAUACCGACUCUUUGGAAGUUACGUCUUCCUAUUAAGGAUCGAGUGAUCUUGAUCAUUUUGAUGAGCCUAGGUUUGAUUGCCUGCGUCGCCUCCGCUCUGAAAACAUACUAUACAUACAGGGCGAUUGUCAUUACUUACGAUGUUUCCUGGGAAGGAUACAAUGUGUGGCUUUGGAGUGACUUCGAGCUUAACUUGUCUGUUAUCUGCCCAUCGAUACCGAUUCUACGUCCAUUUGCACAGAAAUACCUGCCCCUUUUGGGAUUCAAGACCUUGCACCAUCAUAGCGGCGACCCGGAUCACUCCUACCAAAAGGACCACAAGAACCCCAAAGCAAUUUAUAGGAAAGACACCCUGAAGCAAAUUAGUGAGAGAUAUGGAACGGGUGAUUCUAUCGAGGCGCUCGAAUUGGGGGCCACACCCGGAGCCGCAAGAAGCGAUGAAACCGGAUUGGAUACUCGGCCAGGCUCGCGCCGUCGGCCUAAUGACUGGCUAUGA